Cynoglossus semilaevis (tongue sole) is the source of this 2907-nucleotide messenger RNA. RefSeq lists its product as uncharacterized. Bases 1926 to 2861 code for a protein of 311 amino acids. The record is from RefSeq and is a predicted model, not a curated record. Lineage: Eukaryota; Metazoa; Chordata; Actinopteri; Pleuronectiformes; Cynoglossidae. The transcript is spliced from 5 exons.
AGAUGUUCAGAAGGACGACCUGGCUUCCAGACGGACUCAUCAGGGCUCUGUGGCUCCCAAGGUGCACCAGUUUGUGCCGGCGCCCGUGUGCAGCGACAGAGACAGAGAGCGCUGGGAGGGCAUUCGCCGGGCCUCUCAGCAGACUCUCCAGGAGAAGGAGAGCAGUGAGAAGGAAGCGCCUCCCGACAUCAUAACGCGCAGACACAACCCCUUCCUGAACUCCGCUCCUUGUGGAGAGCAGGGUGAGGAGGAGGAAGAGGAGGGGGAGCAGGAGAGAGAGGUUCAGGUCGUGCCUAACAAGCAGAAGGACGACCUGGCUCGGAGACGGGCUCAGAGUAGGACCCUCCCUCAACGGGACGGACCCUUGAGUUUUGUUUCGGCCUCUAUGAGCCAGGCUGACGUGAAGAAGUGGGAGAGGCUGAAGAUGACUGACCCCAGGUGCCACACACACACACACACACGUGCAGUACAGAGGACACACAGUACAUGCUGCUGUGUGUCAAAUGUGCAGUUUGUUGUGGCUGUGAAUGUGUGUGUGUGUGUGUGAGUGUGUGUGAAAGAUGACAAGAAAAAAUGUGCUGCGUAGGUGUGAGUCAGCAGCAUUCGUUCCUGUUUGGAGUCGAUCACGACAGAGAGUAAAAAAACAAAUGUUUGCUGAGAUGUAGUGAAGUAAACCUGUACCUCAGUUUGUAUCUCAUACAUCUCACUAAAUCCUGAUACAGUUUUCUACAAAUAUUCAGUAAGAAUUAGUAUUUUUAUUUGUUUACUCGCUGCUAUCGAGGGCCGUCUUUAUUUUAUUUAGGUAGAGAUUCAAAGAAAAUAUGUGAUGAACUGGAAAGCGUUGAAGCAGACAGAACUAAGAACAUACAUGAGGAUUAUGACAAGGUUCCACCAGAUGACCACUGGUAAAAAUCACUGACCGCUGGUCAAAUACUGGAGCUGGUCUGUCUCUUCAGUAAGGAUGUCAGUUUUUCGGCACAGUUUUUUCAGUCUUCCUGCAUAAGAAACUUCACAAAAACAAGCCAGAUAAGUUAACAAGAUUUUACAUUUAUAUAAAAUUGUGUUUUUUUUUCUUUUUGUGACAUAAGACUAGGUCAGAUGUAUCCAAAGAUACACACACAGACAUUCCUUUAACAGCCCUGGUGUGGUCCAGUCUCAUGGUCUCUUCAUGUGCUUCUUCAUUCUCCUCAUUACUGUUCUGACUUCACUCCUCUUCAGUCUUCUUUGAUGGGCAAAGAAUGGGAAAUAGGGAACUGGCUGUGGUGUGUUAGAGUGUGUGUGUGUGUGUUUUAGAGAGGGAGAGAGAGGGAGAGAGAGGGAGAGAGAGAGGACAAACAAGAAAAGAGGCCACUGUUGGCACUGUUGCGCUGCCUCAGUCUUUGUUUCUGUCUCUCUCUGUGCGCUGAUGUCAUUAGACAGGAGAAAGAGUUUUUUGUUUUUCCCAGAGGAUCAGCCGUCUACAGGAAUAUGUGGCUACCUAUAGAGCGGCUAAAGAGACGGCCAUGUGUGUGUGAAUUUGCAUGUGUUGGGAUUAAUUGUAGCGUCACACACACACACACACACACACACCGGGACUUCUAGCCUGUUGUGCUCAUCCAUUUCCACUUCCUCUCUGACCUGUGACAUCAUUUCCACCUCAUCCUUCCUUUGUCUGACUCUUUGUUGUUCAUGAAUAUCUUCUCCCCCUUGUUCUUUCCCUGGCUGUUGUUGUUGUUGUUGUUACUGUCGUACGUACGUGCCGUUGUUGUUGUCGUUGUUGUCGUUGUACGCUUGUUCAUCUGUGAGGUUGUUCCAUCUACAGUGAGGCUAACCCGGCACCCGUGUGUCAGGCUUGUUUGGAGAAAACUUAUGGGAGUCCUUUCAGCGGAACAGCAAAGGCAGGACGAGGUCACAGCAAAGUAGUGACCUUUGGGGGCGUGACUGAGAUGGGGCAGCCAGUAGACACGGUCCCAUCCUGUGAAGGGGAGCCCAGGGAGUUGCUAAGACGACUCCUUUCCAAGGCAACCGUAGCCAUGCCUACCAUUGGCCUGGGCUCCCAGCUUUCUGAGCGGGAACGCAGUUAUGUCGACGGAGCCGACCACCAUCAAAGUGUGUCUCCUCCGGCUGAGCACCGACCGUGGAGCCCAGAGUUUGUCACCUCUAACGCUGAGCUGGAUGCCCGUCUGGCUCAGUACGAAGGCAGAACAGAGGAGGAGGAGGACGAGGAGGACGAACAGGAGAGGAUCCCUGAUCUUCAGAAAGACGAUAUGAUGGCGAGGAGGACGGGAGUUUUCCAUAAACAAAGCAGCGCUGCAGUGACUUACAACCAUUUCCUGCCUCCGCCCGCCUCCAGGCACAGCACGCAGAGCGUGGACUCUGUUGAUGCUGCGCCGCGGAGCAAGAAGCAGGUGCAGGUGGACAGGAGCCAGAGACUGAACGUCAGAACGGAGCAACAACAACAGCAACAACAGCAACAAGAAGUCAAAGUUCAGAUGGAAACACGGCAGCCUGACGCGACCGUAGUCCGCUCGACGUCUCAGAGUGAGCCGGAAUAUAACGAUGAUGAGGAAGAGUAUGGUGAGAACGAGCCUGUGCCUGACCUGGAGAAGGACGACAUGAUGGCACGAAGGACCCGUUCAUACCAGAAAGGCAAACAAACAGCUGCACCCAGGAUAGGUCCGUCCUUUAACCGGUUCUUACCUGUUCCCGGAUCAGUUAAGUUCACCGUCAGCCCCGUGUCUGCCAUGAAGCAGCUGCACUGCCGACCCAAACAUGUGGAGAAGAUGGAGAGUGAAAGUAAUGUUGCUAUAGCAGCUGAACCUCAGGUACCGCCCCCCUCCACCCAGACCAACCCCAAGUACGCCCAGCCAAGGAAAAGGUAGGAGAAAGUGGAGGAGGAGGAGGAGGAGGAGAGUCCAAAUCGAGAGG